AUGGCCGAUCCUGCUCCCCCUGUACUGUUCACAUCGCUAGAAAUUGACGAAUCUGCCGCAAAUGAGACCGACACCGACUCCGCUUUCGGCUCAGAAGACGGCAGCUCCACUUCGUCAAUCACCUCGAGUAUUCUCAGAUAUCGACAAGAGAAUGGCCGAACAUACCAUGCCUACAAAGACGGCCAAUAUGUGAUGCCGAAUGAUGAGCGAGAGCAAGAAAGGUUGGACUUGCAGCAUCACCUUUUCCUAAUUACAUUUGAAGACAAGAUGUAUCUCUGCCCUGCGGGUCGAGACGGCCACAAAAUCCACAACGUCCUUGACGUUGGAACUGGCACUGGCCUCUGGGCUAUGGACUUUGCAGACGAAAACCCGAAUGCGUCUGUCAUUGGGAUUGACCUAAGCCCCAUUCAGAGUCCUUUCGUCCCACCAAACUUGACUUUCCAGAUCGACGAUAUCGAAGAGCCCUGGACGUUCAAUGUUCAGUUUGAUUUCAUCUAUAGCCGUAUGAUGACAGCCUCACUCGCUGAUUGGCCUGGCUUCUUUAAGAGAGCCUACGACAGCUUGGCACCAGGUGGCUGGAUGGAAUUAGCCGAUAUCUUCCCCAUUACCAGUGACGAUGGUACCCUUAGGGAAGGUUCAGCUACUCACGAAUGGGUAACGAAACUGCUGGAGGGCACGAAGCUCAUUGGAAGACCUUUCGAUGGAGCCGAUAAGUAUAAAGAGCAGCUUGAAGCCCAGGGUUUCCAAAACGUUCAGCAAGUUGUGUUCAAAUGGCCUCAGAACACUUGGCCCAAGGAUGCUAAGCACAAAGAGCUUGGUGCAUGGAACCUUGAGAACAUUUCUUCUGGGCUUGAUGGACUUAGCUCAGCUGUCUAUACUCGCGUGCUCGGGUGGUCUAAGGAAGAGCUUGACGUUCUACUGGCCAAGGUUCGACGCGAAUUGAAAGACAAGAGCAUCCACGCGUACUGGCCUAUAUACGUUGUCUAUGGACAAAAGCCUGAGAAAUGA
Messenger RNA from Fusarium sp. VM40, 1008 nucleotides. NCBI's taxonomy places the organism in Eukaryota, Fungi, Ascomycota, Sordariomycetes, Hypocreales, Nectriaceae. The record is from the annotation of a GenBank genome assembly.